CCAAGGCCGGACAUAACGGUUCCAGGGCGGAAGUGGAAGUGAGGUUCCGCAGGUUGGCUGCGCCCGCCUGCUCGCUUCAGUGCCGCCUACUCUGUAGCUGCCGCGCCUCGCCCUCGAACUCUCCCAGCCGCUGCCGCUGCCGCCGCCGCCGCCAUGUCGGCCAGCGCCGUGUAUGUGCUAGAUCUAAAGGGCAAGGUGCUUAUCUGUCGGAAUUACCGAGGAGAUGUGGACAUGUCAGAGGUGGAGCAUUUCAUGCCAAUCCUGAUGGAAAAGGAAGAAGAGGGGAUGCUAUCUCCCAUCUUGGCCCAUGGAGGAGUUCGUUUUAUGUGGAUUAAACACAACAAUUUAUACUUGGUUGCAACAUCUAAGAAGAAUGCCUGUGUGUCUCUGGUGUUUGCCUUUCUUUACAAGGUAGUACAGGUAUUUUCUGAAUAUUUCAAAGAGUUGGAAGAAGAGAGCAUUCGUGAUAAUUUUGUUAUUAUUUAUGAAUUACUAGAUGAAUUAAUGGAUUUUGGAUACCCUCAAACCACUGACAGCAAAAUUUUGCAAGAAUACAUCACUCAAGAAGGCCACAAACUAGAAACUGGAGCCCCCCGUCCACCAGCCACGGUCACUAAUGCUGUGUCUUGGAGAUCUGAGGGAAUCAAGUAUAGAAAAAAUGAGGUGUUCCUGGAUGUCAUCGAAUCUGUUAACCUCUUGGUCAGCGCCAAUGGGAAUGUCCUCCGUAGUGAAAUUGUGGGCUCCAUUAAGAUGAGGGUGUUUCUCUCAGGAAUGCCAGAACUUCGCCUGGGCCUCAAUGACAAAGUUCUCUUUGACAAUACAGGGCGUGGAAAAAGUAAGUCAGUAGAGUUGGAAGAUGUGAAAUUCCACCAGUGUGUGCGCCUCUCCCGCUUUGAGAACGACCGGACAAUUUCUUUUAUCCCCCCUGAUGGAGAGUUUGAAUUGAUGUCUUAUCGCCUCAACACCCACGUAAAGCCCUUGAUAUGGAUCGAAUCUGUAAUUGAGAAACAUUCCCACAGCCGGAUUGAGUACAUGAUUAAGGCAAAGAGCCAGUUUAAACGCCGAUCGACUGCAAACAAUGUGGAGAUCCACAUUCCUGUUCCCAAUGAUGCCGACUCGCCAAAGUUCAAAACCACUGUGGGGAAUGUCAAGUGGGUCCCAGAGAACAGUGAAAUUGUUUGGUCAAUUAAAUCCUUCCCGGGAGGGAAGGAAUAUCUUAUGAGAGCUCACUUUGGCCUGCCCAGUGUUGAAGCUGAGGACAAAGAAGGAAAACCACCCAUAAGUGUCAAGUUUGAAAUCCCAUACUUCACCACCUCAGGGAUACAGGUGCGCUACCUGAAGAUCAUUGAGAAGAGUGGCUACCAAGCUUUGCCUUGGGUUCGGUACAUUACCCAGAAUGGAGACUAUCAACUCCGAACACAAUGAGGUUUCUCUGCCAGCCCAGAUGACACACAUCUUCAGGCCCAGAAUUUGUUUGUAGGAAUUUCUUGUGGUACUGAAGGCUGUCAGCGUCUUGUCUUCAGUGGCGACUUCAGUGAAUCUGAACGAGCCGAGGAGAGAGAAUUAAAUAGAUAUUUAUUGACUUUGACACCCAGCAUUAUAUGCCCUGACCAUGACUGUGUGGAUAUCUUUUCAUCAUUUGUACACAUUGUUUCUGCUGUUCCAGUUGAGUCACACUUUGCCCCAAAUAGGCAGGAACACAGGAAUGAUCUUAGAAUUCCCCUGUUCAUGCCUGCCCAAGUCAAUUUUGGAAGGAGACAAAAGCCCCAUUUUAGAAUAAAAUGCUCUUUUCUGAUUUGAUGUGAGCUGAGUGGUACCAAAAAGGAUGGUGGCAGAUUUGCCAAAAUAACUGCUAGGUGAGUCAUCUUCUUACUGGAAAUACGGUAGAGGCACCAGUGAAGCAGCGUCAAGUGGAAAUUUAGGGAAAAUGAUGUAUUCUGAAAGUUUGUUCUUUGAGAUCCAGCUCAUGGGGGAGGAUGUUAUCAGGCAGAGUUUUGGAGGUAAGUACAUGCCUAUUCACCCUGAUUCUCACCACAGCACAUCUGCUUCCAAAACUGCUCCUCAGAGUCAGUCUAGGGUAUGUCUCCCUAACAGGGAUCGGCAUACAGAAAAGGCCAGUGCUGAAUGUUUACAGAGCAUGUGCUGCCUGCUUUUGGGUUGUCACAACUCACUUUCCCAGGACGUUGUUGGGGUAGCGAAGUGACCCACAGUCAUGCUACCCACCAUCCUUCCCAUCCCUACCCCAAAACACCACUUAUAGCUCUUAAGGAUGAAUUUAAAUAUAGAGAAAACGAGAUUGUACCUGAGUAACAAGGGUUACUGAUUCCAUGUAGUCUUACCCAAGAAGCCAAAUAGAGAAGCUCAUUGAAUUAUUUACCCUUUUUUAGUUUGGGUGAAUCUUUUAGAUCCUGCAGACCCUUUCAAAAUCCAUUGUCCCUUUUGGUCACAGCCAUGCCAAAAGGUUCACAGGCUGUGUGUGCCUUCAGUCCAGGGGCUCCACUGAGCCUUGAAUUUCGGAUGUAUUGAAAAAAGGCUGGGGCCCUAGCUCUGGGUCCCCUUUCACACCAUGUGCCAUUCUGUUAGUUUUACAAACCAGAACAGUAUUUUUCUAGCUCUGCUGGGGGGCUGAUGAGUGUGAUGAAGAUGGGCUGCGUGUUGUGUUCGUCCUGGUAGGUAGCAGGGGCCUGAGAGGUGAGACAUUAAGUCCCUUCUCCCACCCCAGUCUGCUCUCAUUUGUCCUUGUGAAUCCAACAUCGUGAUUUUCUAGGGGAGACUUUGGCCCAGGUGUUUUCUGAAGAUGCUUCUUGAGACUGUGAGAAUAGAGUGUGUUCUGUAAAUGAAAGUGCUAUGUGUUUUGUUAAUGCCAAUUCAGUUACUGUUAUUACCACCCAACUGUAGAACAUAUUGGUCAAUAUUGCAUUAAAUGCAGAUUUCAAAUCUA
Molecule: messenger RNA, 2941 nt
Organism: Dromiciops gliroides (monito del monte)
Lineage: Eukaryota; Metazoa; Chordata; Mammalia; Microbiotheria; Microbiotheriidae
Gene: AP1M1
Product: adaptor related protein complex 1 subunit mu 1
Exons: 12
Coding region: 154-1425 (423 amino acids)
Biological process (GO): vesicle-mediated transport; intracellular protein transport
Cellular component (GO): clathrin adaptor complex; clathrin-coated vesicle
Molecular function (GO): clathrin-cargo adaptor activity
Source: RefSeq, a predicted model, not a curated record